Molecule: messenger RNA, 3094 nt
Organism: Sciurus carolinensis (gray squirrel)
Lineage: Eukaryota; Metazoa; Chordata; Mammalia; Rodentia; Sciuridae
Gene: Dars2
Product: aspartyl-tRNA synthetase 2, mitochondrial
Exons: 17
Coding region: 487-2451 (654 amino acids)
Biological process (GO): aspartyl-tRNA aminoacylation
Cellular component (GO): cytoplasm; mitochondrion
Molecular function (GO): aspartate-tRNA ligase activity; ATP binding; nucleic acid binding
Source: RefSeq, a predicted model, not a curated record
UCCGGCUUAGGAGCGCUCGGGUUUGGUUGCCUUCCUCUUGCAGAAAACCCUAGGUCGGCCGCCAGGUCUGGGAGACGUUUCUCCUUGUUUUCCGACUCUGCCCGUGGGAGUCUUCGAGAAGGCGGGGAAGAAGGCCGGGUGACGGGCCUUUCAGCGUCUGAGGUCCCGGCUCGCGCCCGCGCCGCGCUGCAGACUCGCCCUGCGGUCACUUGGCGCAGCGGCAUUGAUAGAAGUGGAAAGUGAUGCACUGAAGCGAGAGAGGGCCUUCCCCUGACCGCUCACCCAUGGACCUCCAAAACCUUGCAGAUUUCUGUAGUUGGUAGACGCUCGUACCCGGCCCUUCAGCGGAGGAGGGCUUAAAUGUUGGAGAAGAGUAGGAACUAAAAUUUGAAGGGACUUCGGUGUAUUUCCAAAAGAGUUUUGACCACUGUUCAACACCGACAGCGUGGGAUUUGUGAUCGUCUCCCGCCAUCCUGGGGUCUCAACAUGUACUUCCCUUCUUGGCUAAGUCAACUAUGCAGGGGUUUAUCCCGACCUAUCGGAAGGACCACCCAGCCAACCUGGGGUUCUUUCUCCCGAAGUCUGGCGCUGAGUUCACAGAGGAGAAUUCCAGAAUUCAGUAGCUUUAUUGCCAGAACCAACACAUGUGGAGAGUUGCGUUCUUCUCACUUAGGCCAAGAAGUCACCUUGUGUGGAUGGAUUCAGUAUCGAAGGCAAAACAUCUUCCUAGUCCUAAGGGAUUUCCAUGGUCUUGUUCAAGUUGUCAUUCCCCAGGAUGAGUCAGCUGCCUCUGUAAAGAAGAUUUUAUGUGAAGCUCCUCUGGAAUCUGUGGUGCAAGUCUCUGGAACAGUCAUUUCCCGACCUCCAGGACAGGAAAAUCCAAAAAUGCCAACAGGUGAAAUAGAAAUCAAGGUUAAAACAGCUGAGCUUUUGAAUUCCUGCAAGAAGUUGCCGUUUGAAAUUAAGGACUUUGUGAAGAAAACAGAAGCCCUGCGUUUGCAGUAUCGCUACUUAGACCUGCGUAGUUUCCAAAUGCAGUACAACCUGCGACUGAGGUCCCAGGUGGUCAUGAAGAUGCGGGAAUAUCUUUGUAAUCUGCAUGGGUUUGUGGAUAUAGAAACCCCAACAUUGUUUAAGAGGACCCCAGGGGGUGCCAAAGAGUUUCUAGUACCAUCCAGGGAACCUGGAAAGUUUUACUCUCUCCCUCAGAGUCCUCAACAGUUUAAGCAGCUUCUGAUGGUUGGUGGUUUAGACAGAUACUUUCAGGUUGCCCGAUGUUAUCGAGAUGAAGGUUCAAGACCAGACAGGCAGCCCGAAUUUACUCAGAUUGACAUAGAAAUGUCUUUUGUAGACCAGACUGGGAUCCAGAGUUUAAUUGAGGGUCUGCUCCAGUAUUCCUGGCCCAGUGACAAAGACCCUUUGGUGGUUCCUUUUCCUUCCAUGACCUUUGCUGAGGCAUUGGCUACCUACGGAACUGAUAAACCUGACACUCGCUUCGGGAUGAAGAUUGUCGAUAUCACUAAUGCAUUCAGAAACACAGAGGUCAGAUUUCUUCAAGAUGCACUUAGUAAGCCCCAAGGAACUGUCAAAGCCAUGUGUGUCCGUGAAGGCGCAAACUACUUAAAAAGGAAAGACAUUGAAUCCAUUAGAAAAUUUGCAGCUGACCAUUUUAAUGAGGAAGUCUUACCUGUAUUCCUAAAAGCCAAGGAAAACUGGAAUUCACCAGUUGCUAAAUUCAUACUGGAGAAACAAAGAUUGGAAUUAAUUAGACUAAUGGAGAUUCAAGAAGAUGAUGUAGUCCUACUGACUGCUGGAGAACACAAGAAAGCAUGUUCUCUGUUGGGAAAAUUACGACUAGCAUGUGCUGACCUUCUGGAAAUGAAGGGUAUGGUGCUUCGUGACCCAGCCCUGUUCUCCUUCCUUUGGGUGGUAGAUUUCCCACUCUUUCUUCCCAAGGAGGAAAAUCCCAUGGAGCUGGAGUCAGCCCACCACCCAUUUACUGCUCCCCACCCUGGUGACAUUCACCUCCUGUACACUGAACCUGAAAAGGUUCGCAGCCAACACUAUGAUUUGGUUUUAAAUGGCACUGAGAUUGGAGGAGGUUCCAUCCGAAUUCACGAUGCAGAGCUACAGCAUUACAUCCUGGCGACACUACUGAAGGAAGAUGUGAAAUUGCUGUCCCAUCUGCUCCAGGCUUUAGAUUAUGGGGCACCCCCUCAUGGAGGAAUUGCCUUAGGACUAGACAGACUGAUGUGCCUUGUCACCGGAGCUCCAAGCAUCAGAGAUGUCAUAGCCUUCCCAAAAUCCUUCCGGGGACACGACCUCAUGAGCAAUGCCCCAGAUUCUGUCCCUCCUCAGGAACUGAAGCCCUAUCACAUCCGGGUGUCCUGGCCAGCAGACUCAGCAGCAGAAAGGAGCUCAUCGAGUCAUUCACACCAUCCAGAAAGUUGAAUUUGAGUUUUGUCCUCUACGCUUCACCAAGGCUAAAAUCAAAUCUGGAUCUGUCACUCAUCUGAAGUCUGUAGGUGAAUGUAACCCAGGCAGGAUUCUUCACGAUAACAUAUCCAAAUUUGACAAUAUGCUUUUUCUGUUUGGGACUUUUUUGUAAGUUCCUUUUUACUUGGGAGUUUUAAAAAAAAAAAAUGACUCUUAUUGGAGUAAUAUAGUGGCUUAGUGUUUUCUAAUCAUGUUUUUCAUGUCUAUAUGGUAGAUUUACUCAGGGCAGGCAAUCAAAUCAUAUAGGAAAAUGCUUGUCUCUAUGGACUGUCAGUUGAUGGAGGGUUCCAAUUCAUCCAGCCCUGAUCACAUUUCAACCAUCAACAUAAUGCAGUAAAGUAGUAUAAUUUAAUGCACACACUCAUAAGUCCGUGUUUCACAUUGAGCGAAUUAUAUAGCCCCCCCUUAUUUAUGUAUGUUACUUCAUAGGGCUUUAGUAAAGAGAAAAAGGAUUUAUGAAUCAGUAUUCUGUAUCUCUCAGUUCUUAAGGAUAAUCAUUAGUCCCUGAAUAUUUUCUUUCAGUUAUAAAUACUGACCCUAGACCAACCUCAAAUAUAAAAUAUGUGAUUUUUAGUUGAUAAAAAUAAAAUCUUUAAUU